AUGGCUUCACCCGCCGCCGCCGCAGAAAUGCAAAACGGCAUAUCGACCCCGCCCGCGACCGCGACCGGCGCACCGAACCCUAGUCCCCCAACCGCAUCCUCCACAGUACCCAACACGCAGAAUUCACAGCAAGCCACCCAACUCAACGGCACUACAACCGCCUCAAUGAGCGCAUCAUUCCCCUCCACCUCACUACAAGACAGCGGAACGACGAAACGGCCCCGCGAUGCGCGCCUCAUCCACCUUAUUCUCGCGAACAUGGGCGUGCACGCCUACACAGAGCGUGUGCCGCUCCAGCUCCUCGACUUCGCAUACCGGUACACGUCCGGGAUAUUGUCUGAUGCGCUGGCGUACGAGCCACCGUCGCAUACGAGUUCGGGUUCGAAGAAGGCCAAUAAAGAGGACGACGGAGUGAGUUUAAAUGCGCUGCGGACGGCGGUCGGGGCGCGCGCUGCGCAGCAGUUUAAUCCUGCGCUGCCGAAAGAGUUCAUGGCCGAGGUCGCGGCGGAGAGGAACCGCAUUGCGCUGCCGCGGGUGGAGCGCGAGUACGGGAUGCGGCUGCCGCCUGAGCGGUACUGCUUUACGGGCGUGGGAUGGGAUGUUAAGGAGAGUUGGGAAGAGGAGGUCGAGGCCGAUGAGAGUAUGGAUAUGAGUGCGGGAGUGGGCAUGGGUGGGCCGGUUGGUGGUGGAGAUGCGGUGAUGGGCGGCAUGGAGGAUGAGGAGGUAGAUGCCGAGGAGUUUGAGGCAGCUAUGGGCGGUGGGGAUGCGAAUAUGACGAAUGGCUGA
Molecule: messenger RNA, 786 nt
Organism: Trematosphaeria pertusa
Lineage: Eukaryota; Fungi; Ascomycota; Dothideomycetes; Pleosporales; Trematosphaeriaceae
Product: TFIID-31kDa-domain-containing protein
Exons: 1
Coding region: 1-786 (261 amino acids)
Biological process (GO): DNA-templated transcription initiation; RNA polymerase II preinitiation complex assembly
Cellular component (GO): transcription factor TFIID complex; SAGA complex
Molecular function (GO): transcription coactivator activity; RNA polymerase II general transcription initiation factor activity; protein heterodimerization activity
Source: RefSeq, a predicted model, not a curated record